AUGGCGGGCACGGCGCUGAAGCGGCUGAUGGCGGAGUAUAAACGUGAGUGGGGAGGCGAGGGCAGGCGCCCCCGGGGGCUCUGAGGGAGAGGCGGGAGCUACGAAGCGGCGUCCCCUCCGGCCGUUGCUCCGGGCUCCGUUGCUGGGGGUGGCAGUCCCGGCCGGCUUCGGAGCGACGCUUCCGAGUCCCUUGGCCGUUGCUCCCCUCACUCCUCGUCAAGCUCCUCCGUCCAGUCACGCCAGUCUCUGGUACCCCGUGCCAGGGCAGACAUACAUCAGGCGCAAGGGAAACUCCCUUUGCUGGAUCGCACCAGCGGAGGCCGUGAAAUUGGCUAUGGCUUUUUGGAACCAUACUGCCCCUAAGCCCCCACAUCAGUCCCCUGUAUGUGGAAAUCUGGUGCGUCGAAAGAGAAGAAUUUCUCUUCAGGUGUGGGGAACCUGCGGCCCUCCAGAAGUAAUUGGGACUCCAGUGCCAUCAGGCCCGCCCAGUAUAGUCAAUGGGAAUUGUAGCAUAGCUGUCAACUUUUCCCUUUUCUUGCGAGGAAUCCUAUUCGGAAUAAGGGAAUUUCCCUUAAAAAAGGGAAACGUUGACAGCUGUGAAUUGUAAUCCAACAUUGUCCACAGGGCCACGGGUUCCCCAUCCCUUGGUUCACUCUAUAUAGUAGUAUUCUCCUGGACAUUUAAAAAAAAAAUGUGCAAGGGUGUGGGGUGCUUUCUUUAGACGGUGUAUCAAUUUCCCAAGUCCCUUUGGUGGUUUAUAUUUGAAAAACAAAACAAAAUUUUUAUAAUGGCAUAUUGUAAUAAGCGCUACCGUCUGAAGUGUGAACAACGCAGCCGAGACUUCAGCGCUUGCUUCUCUUUUGUGUCUGAAUUAGACAGCACCAAACAGAGGGUUCUGCUGUGCUGUUCUAUUUAAGAACUUGAACAGAAAUAUGAGAGUUAGUUUUUGCUGUGUGGAAGGCGUUUUGUUUGGUCAUUCAGUUACCAGUAUGUAAGAGAACUUGGAAUGAUGAUGCCAAAAAGAAGGUAAUGUUUUUAAUACAGACUGCUCAGGAAGUCUACAGUAGACAAACCUAGUGCCAUAUUAGCUAAUCACGAGAAACCCUUAACAGGGUGUCGGCUAUGGUUGCUGAAGUCAGCUAUGUAUCCCAGUGUUGGACAUUUGCCCCAGGUGCGUGGCAUCUCCAGGUAGGACUAAAAGAGGCUCCAGUUCUAAGUUCUGGAGAGAUGCUGCUCAUUGAGUAUUGAGCUCAAUAGUAUUGAGCUAAAUAGAUCAAUGAUCUUACUCUGCAUAAGGCAGUUUCUUGUGUUUCUUGCAGCAGAGCCUAUGGGAAAGCGCUGGACUCAGGGAAAAAAAUCCUCUUAAUAUAGCAGUCUUGUCAAAUUUAUAUCAUUAGGUAUAAAGGUAAAGGUACUUUCAUGUGUUUAACUCUGAAAGGUAGUAUAUAAACACAAAAAUUAACAAAUACAUGGCUCACUUAAGUGCGAUGGAAAUUUCUCCAGUGCUUUAUUUUCCACAGAAAAUUUUCUGUUUCAUAAGUUUAAUAGUAACAGUGAAUAGAGGCCAAUUGCAAAAGUAGUACAGUAUUAAGCAAGUUUGACUGUUUCAAUACAUUUUUUUAGCUUUGUUUACUAAAUACAAGUAAAAUAAAUGUGCUAAAUAAGACCACUCUCUAGGGCAUCAGUUAGCUUUCCAAUGCAAGUUAGGGUAAUUUGCAAAUGAAAUUCAUUUUUCCUGGAAAAAAACAUUAAAUAUUCAUAUGAUUCUAUGAUUUUUAAUUGUAUUUUAAUAGAUUAUGUUAUGUCUUACAUUUUAUUGCAUUACAGUUUGAAUUCUAUGGAGUAAGUAUAAUAAAAUAGAUAUGAAAUAAAGGGAACAACAAAAAGACAAUUAAAAAAUCAUACAACAUCUACCAUAGCACAUGAUAAUUGCUUCCAUAGGCAGAAAAAUCAUUAAGUAGUCUGCCAAGACCCUCAGCAAUCUUCAAGUAGUCCAUGGUGGGGGGAGUUUGAGAACCACUUUUUUAAAAAUAAUCAUUUGAUGCUGAUAUUUGCAUCUUCUCCACUAGAGAGAGCAGUAACUCUUCUUUUCACUCCUGUUCACUUCUCCUGUCCUCUUCUCCUGCCAUCAUCUCACAUUCUAGAUCUUAUUGUUGUAAACAACUAGAAAAGUGGUAGGAAUAUGCCAGCCUUCCUUAGCCUGUGGCUAAUGUGAGUUGCAGUCCAAAACACCCCUGCAGGGUCCUAGGCUUGGGAAUGCUGGAGUCGGCACCUGUUAAUGAACACUGUGGGUCAGAUUUAGCCAACUGGCUCUGCUGGCAGAAGCCCAUGCAGGGACUUCUGCUAGCACAACAGGGCUUUUGCCCCAAGAUGCCCUGCACACAGCCCCCAAAUUGGCUUGUAGGGGUGGUCAGUAGAACUCCCAAGAGCAGAGCACGGGGAGGAGAGAGGAAAUUGUUCCACCAGGCGAGCAGAAAUGCUUGCACUGAUAGAACAUGAUGUGGAAUUCCUUCCAGUUUAGGAACCAGGAAGCCUAAUAGAUUCCAUCUGCUAAAAUAAAUAAAAACUUGAAUAGCUGUAAGAUCUCAUGCUUAUUGCUUGCUGACUGUAUUCAUAUACAUACUUUUGCAUGCCUCAAUAUAAAUGAUAGAAUGCAAGCUUGUUUUAUAUAUAAAACAAGUCAUGUCUUGUUUUAUAUGGCAGUGGCAGUGAGAACUAGAUUUAAGAAUAUAAGAAAAGCCUGCUGGAUCAGACCAGUGGUCCAUCUAUUUAUUUUUUAGUUUUUAGAUUUGUAUACUGCCCUUCAUCCAUGGAUCUCAGAGCAGUACACAACAUAAAAAUGCAAGAUAAAAACACAAAACAACUAAUAAAAACAACACCUCCCAAACUAAUAACCCCCCUCCCCCAAACACAUUUAAAAGCGGUAUAAGAUGUUAAUCAGUCAAUGACCUAUUUAAAGAGGAACAUUUUCGCCUGGUGCCUAAUGGUAUAAUGAAGGCGCCAGCCAAACCUCCUUGGGGAGCCAGUGCAGAAAAGUAUUAAAAUACAGUAGUCUGUUAAACAUUAAAAGCUUCCCUAAAGAGGGCUGCCUUCAGUUAUUGCAGACCUGAGCAAUUUAAGGCUUUAUAGGUCACAACCAGCACUUUGAAUUGGGCCCACAAACUAAUUGGCAGCCAUCGCAGUCCUGUAUCCUGUUCUCAGAGUGGUCAACCAGAUGCCUCUGGGAAGCAGGCAAUCAGAACCCGAGCCUGACACUAACAAUGGUUUCCAGCAAGUGAUAUUCAGAAGCAUACUGCUUCCAACAGUGGAGGGUGAAAAUUUUAAAGAGAGAACUGGGUUUCCAAGAAUACUGAUAAUGCAUGUUUACUUGGAAGUAAGUCCAGUUGUAUUCGACGAGGCUUAUUCCCUUGUGAGUGUGCAAGCAAGCAAACUAGCUAAGAAACAAACAAAAUAGUAGGAUAUAAAGUUUACUCUUGUUCUAAAUCAUUUCCGUGUGUUGAGUUAUCUGUUAUUGCUGUCAGAAAUUAUUGUGGCCAUAUAGAUUGUCUUGGCAGAAUAUUAAAUGCCUUGUUUGUGUGGUAUUAAUUAAUGAACUGAGGAAUAAUACUUUAAAAUAUUUAUUCUUAAUUUUAGAGUUGACCUUGAAUCCUCCAGAAGGCAUAGUAGCUGGUAAGGAAUCCUAUUUAUUUUAUAUCUGUAUACCUUGAAAUUAGAAAACUUUAAAUAAAAUAAUACAUUUUGUCUUUAAAUAGGGCCUAUGAAUGAAGAAAAUUUCUUUGAAUGGGAAGCUUUGAUAAUGUAAGUUUAUAAGCUAUUAUUCUUUUAAAAUUAUAUCUACAUACAUUUUGCUGGUGGACUUCAGAGAACAAAAAGUAAUCAUAUGUGCAUCUUUUAAUAAACGGAGUAUCAAGUUUAGGGAUUCCCCUGAAACAGUUCAGGUUGCAUUUAUCCACCUGCCAACACAAGUCUUCUUAAUACGUUCUGAAAAGAUAAAAGCUUUGCCAACUUGCAUAGAGGGCAAGUUGUCGAGUUCAAUAAUAAUCUCGUUUUCUAGUCUUAAAUGAAACAAAAAGCAAUGUUUGCCAACCAAGCAGGCUUCUCCUUUUUGCUGAAUUCAUAUGUGGCCUUUAGUACAGAAAGAACUUAAGAGUUUUGCAUGCCACCACACCUUCUGGGACAGAUUAAGAUAAUGAAGAAGAGAAAUAGGGUUAGUGUCUUGAAUUUCACCUAGUUUGUUCAUAGCCACGUAGGAACAAGAGAGACUUUUCAGCAUUGUUCUCUCACCUACAAGGUGUUUUUUUGUUGUUUUGAAUUGAGAUGAAACAGGUGGUGAAAUUGUUGAGGUCUAGCCAACCUUAGGGGAGUUAUUUUCCACGUUUAUCUUAACGAGGGUUUGUGCAUCCCAUUUUCACUCAAAGGGGACCUUGGCUGUUGGAAAGACUUGGGCUUUCUUUACCAUAGCCCCAACUUUUGGGGUUUGUCUUAUGAAGUUUGCAGAUGGCUCAACUUGCCACUGUCAGGGAAUGUCUAAAAAUGUUUCAGAAAUGAAGAGUACAGACAAUGGGAACACAAGCAAUAUGACACAAGUCUCAAGAUCUGGAAUUUCUCUGAAGUCCGGUUUUCCUCUUCUGAAGUGCACUCUUUCUGUGUUAUUUGGCAAUGUGCUGUAUAAAAUUUCAGAUAGGAUCAUAGCUCAGGAAAAUUGUAGCAGUACAGUAUGCAUUAAGACACACUGGAAGAAAUUAAAAUAGUCUGUAUACCAUUGAUCUGGGAGGCUUUUUCUAAUGAGAAAGGCGGGUGUUAAAGUAACAAGCUAACUGUUACAAGUUCGCUGUAAGUUUUGAUUGUGUGGCCAUAGCUGAUAGAAUAGAGAAACACAUGCUUAAUUUUGUGCAUCAGGCUACCAGUCAAAUUGCAAUAAAAUAAACCAGUGCUUUGGAAGGAAGUGUGGCCAGUAUACAGCAGGGUCAUUUUUUUGAAGUUCUUAAAUACCAAAUGUUAUUUUCUGCCUUGUAACACACAUGUACACAUGGAAAGAGUACUUUGAACAUUUUUUCAAGGAAUUUGUGUAUCAGCAUCUUCCCUUCCCACUGUAGUGGAGGUGUAAUCAAGGGCUGCGUUGAUAAUGAGAGUGCCUAAUUUAUGAGUGGCACCAAUAAAGAUUAAGCUAAUAAUAAUGAGGCAUCUCUGUUUAUUUACUUUGGUCCUCUGUAUUAAAGGCUCAGUUUGGAAGAACUACAGAGCUGUAAUACUUUCAUGAUUUCUGAAAAAUUUAAUUCUAUGUAGAUGUGAAUAUCAAAGUGUAGAGUCUGAAGUUUCAGGAGUGAGAUUAGAAGGGUGAUAAGAAUGACUGCUAUUCAAACAUACCAGAAAUACCAAGCCUUGCAUUUCAUGAUGAAAACUAGUAUUGCUGAAACAUCAUAAAUUGAAUAUUUUCAGUGUGGCUAAAGCUGAAAAGAAACACUGGUUGGUAUCUGAUCCUAAUACACUUACGUGGAACAAGACCCAAUGAUUUUAGCAAAAAAAUCUUAUUUAGUUUUGCUGUGUCCAUCUCAUGGCCAGUAGAAUGUCCACUUUGGUAAAACUAUGCUUGUUUUUAGGGCCUGAAAACAAGUGCUGUGAUCUUGUGCACAAUUUCUAAAGCAAAUAAAUGCUCACCUUUGAUCUUGUCACAUCAAAAGUGCAAAUAGGCAGUGUUAGAUAAUGGGAAUACAUAAAGACUUCCAGCUUCAUACCGUGUGAGUGCUGUGUUGCGUAAAUCAAUUAACUUGAUAUGUGAGAUUAAUGUAUUUUCUCUCUCUUAUCAGGCUAUUCUCACUUAGCUUUAUUAACUUCAAAACGGAUGGCAUUUGAAAACUGUUAGCGCUCAUUAUCACAACAGUUUACCCCACUAAAAUGAUACAAAAGUAUUCAUUGUUAGAACUUGGCUAGCCUAAAGGCUGCUCUUAAAAAUAACAAGUACAAAUUUAAGCCAAUAUUUCAAAAAGCUGUCUAGAAAUGUAAUUAUAUUUCAGUUUAGUGUAAAUGUUUACUUCAUUGUGGAAUUCCCCUUUGUGCAUUGUAAGAUUUUGGGAGCAGGGAUUGCAGCUGCUUUCAUAAAAAUUGGAAAAAACACACAAAUGUGCUUAAAAACAAUUAUUAUAGCUUUAACUGACCUCCCAUAAGUGUUUGUUCUUUUGUUCCAUAUGUUUAUGUGAAGGUUUUCUACCCUUUUAUUUUCUGUAAUUGUAUGUUACUGUUAUAAUGUUUUUGCUUAUGCUCUAAGAUACAUGUAAAUUCAUGGCUGUUUGUCAUAAUAUUUUUAUGUCAUGCGUCACUGAAAAUCAAGACACCACUAACUUUUAAAAACUUCCAAGUUUUUCUUAUAUCUUGAGCUACAUGUGAAUGGUGUUUUAAGAAAUAAGAGCCCUGCUAGGACCCCUUCAAGUCCAGCACUCUGUUAACCAGAAGCCUAUGGGAAAACCAUAAGCAAUACACGAGACUCCUCAGGACUCCCAGCAAUGGGUAUUUAGAAGCAUAUUGAAUUUGUCUAUCCACUCUUUAAAGCCAAUCAUAUUGGUGGUCAUCACUACAUCUUGUUGCGAAUUCAAUAGUUUAACUAUGUGUUGUGUGAAGAACUACAGUCGUACCUUGGAUCUUGAACGCCUUGCGAGUCAAACGUUUUGGCUCCCAAACGCCGCAAACCCGGAAGUAAGUGUUCCAGUUUGUGAAUGUUCUUUGGAACCCGAACAUCCAACAUGGCUUCCAAUUGGUUGCAGGAGCUUCCUGCAGCCAAUCGGAAACCGUGCCUUGGUUUCCAAACGUUUUGGAAGUCAAACGGACUUCCGGAACAGAUUGCGUUCGACUUCCGAGGUACCACUGUACUUCCUUUUGUCACUCUUGAAUUUUCCAACAUUCAGCUUCAUUGAAUGACUCUGGCUUCUAGAAUUAUGGGAGAGGAAGAAAAAAUCUCUCACCACCCAGCCAUCAUUUUAUACAGUUCCAUCAGGUCGUCCCCCCAUUCACCUUUUUAUAAACUAAAAAGCCCCAUACGUUGUAACCUUUCCUCAUAGGGAAGUUGCUUCAGCCCCUUGAUCUUUCUGUUUGUACUUUUCUGCGCUAUAGUUUAUAUUACUGUAUUGCACCUAAUUAUCAGCAACCAUUACGUACUGAGAGCUGGAAGAGUGAUAUACAGUCUGCAACAAGUGAAUACUUGCUCAGUGUCGCUAUUUUAAAGUUUAUGGGGGUAGGGUGGAGGAAGUAUUAAUGUUUAACCCCAUAGAAAUUGUAGCAGUAAAACUACCUAGACUUAUUUAUUAUCACAUUUAAAAUGUAGCAAGGAAGCCUAGUGGGAACCGUGCUUAGAUUAGGAAUAACUUUUCUGUACAGGUUUAUCAUUAAGUAGUGAAUUUAUGUUGUGCUAUAGAUCUAGGUGUCUGAAAGUUGUGUGUCUAAUGGCUGAUCCAAGGUUUUUGUUUUUAUUACUACUACUUAUUUGUAAUGCUAUUUGUAAUGCUUAUUUGUAAUGUAGUGCUCUGGUCCAUGGGGUCAUGAAGAGUUGGAUUUAAAGUAUUGGUAUGUUCCUGCUAGUUCCCAUAAUGCUAGACAAAGAAAGGAGGCAUGCUAUUUCUCUUCUCCCAGAAGUGAGUAGCUUUUCUUGUUUAAUAUCACAGAAAUAGCUUAGAUUGGGAAAUGGUAGUUGCCUUACAAAUAAAAGGUAAUGAUCAACUUUGAUCCAGAAAGAUCAACUGCCCAGGAAAAUAAUUCGUUAUUCUAGGACCAAAAAACAUCCAUUUGGUUCCAGUCUAAAUAUGCAAAUGAUAUAUUUUUUAAAAAAAUACCUAAUUGCAUCCUACAAUGCCAUAAUAGGAGACAUUAAGCAUGUAUUUUGCUUUUAUGGUGGAAGCUAUAUCAUUUCUCCCUACUAUGGUGACAGAGGCAAUUUCCACGCGGGGAAUGUUGGUUCAGAAUGUUGCUUUGAUAGUUCUGUGCUACCUAAUACGGAGUCAGAGUACUGGAAAAGUUCUAACUUAGAACUUGCUCCCAGCACCUGGGAAGCUGAAAUAAUUUUUUCUGCUACACGCGCAUAGAAAUAGUGAAAUAACUGGCACAGCCUUAUUUAAUUUCACUAUUAUACCCUAACUUUUUAACAAAUACUCAGGGUAUAUUACAAGCAAAAUAAAAGCAAUGAAGAAUGAUAAAAAAUAAAUUGGAGCUAAAUCAAAAGUAUAAAAACAAAGUUACAAAGCUGUUACUUUUUAUAUAAAUAAUUUAUUAUCAUUAUGAUUUAGACUUCUUCCUUUGUAGUAACUUGGAAUGCAUGCCAAAUAUCUUCUACUUCAGUGAAUAGAGCGUUCAUCAAUUUUCAUUCUUAAUAACAUAGAUUAUGGUUACUUUAAGAGGUUAAGGUACCUGACACUUCUAGUUUGCCUAUAAUAGCAGAAGUUACUGCCCCAUUCAUAUACAUAAGGCUUACAUUUGCAAUUUCUAACACGUACUAUAUCCAUGCUGUUGUCUCUUUGGACAUUCACAGUACAGCAGAAAUGCUUUCUGCUAGGGCUUAAGGGUUGUAUCCAGCCAUACACUGAAUAGACCCAUUUAAAUCAGUGGACCUUAGUUAGCAUGACUUGGAUACAACCCAGAGUGAGCAACAUAUAUCUCAUAAACAGAGGAACAUUAUAUAUAUAUAUAUAAUAUAUAAAUAUAUAUAUAUAUAUAUAAUAUAUCUGUUUAGAAGUAAGAUCAGUGGUUUUCCCCCAGGUAAAGUAUGGGAUUGCAUCCUGACCAGACCAAGGGAAGCAUAGAGGAAACUUCAGGUGAUUGAGGAUCAAAAAACACUGUUCUUGUAAGCAAAUAAAGGUUCUUCUAAAAUAAAACAUCUAAACAUAGCACUUGUCAAAAUUGCCUAUAAACUUUGUUCAGGAGUGCUCAGAGCAUAUAAUAGUGUUGCAAGGCCAUCCCAGUCCAGAAAUCACAAGUGGGUAGAGUGAUAUAGUGUAGUCUUGUUGCUUGAGUGUUGGAUCUGAAUGUGAGAACCAGCAUCAAAUCCUUGCUCAGGCAUGAAACUAUCUGGGUGGUCUUCGACAAAAGCACAGAAAUUAGAGGGUGAAAUAAGGCCCUCCAAGGGGUUCUGCUCAAUGCACUUAAGCUAUAUUAGGUGAACAGAUUGGAAAGAAGAACCUGUUCUGUUUUUGGAAGGAGAAAUGCGUAAUAGUGAAGUUCUACUUGGCUAGACUAUGAUGGCUCCAAGAUUUUUUUUGCCAAGGUGAUUGUUGAAGAAAAAAAGGAGGGGGGAUGUUUUUGUUUUCUAGAGGAGGAGAAGCUGUUUAGACCCAAGAAGAAAUAUGCUAGAAGUGACACUGAGAAAAAAUGAGAGGCACAGGUUGUGCAUUUGUAGGAGGGAAAUAAAAUAACAAUAGAGAGGUAGCAAAGGUUGAAACUCUUACUUCUAAUACUUACUACUUAUGAGGACUCUAAUUCUGAAAUUCAGCCCUAUGCUUGUUGUUCAGCAGUGCUCAAAAACACACGUUCAUUACUGUCUAGAAAAGCUGUGGGCAUACAGGUGGAAGUUUCCACUUUGAAUGAUUUAGCUUGCCAAAAAUUAUGGUCAGUGCUUGGUGUGCAUGUAACCCCAUUUAUAAUCUGGGUGUGCACCUUGGGUAUACUUACCUUCAAAGUCUGAAGUCUGGCCAGCAUGCACAUCCUAAUUGCGUAUCCUGAAGUUGCUUUUAUUACUUGAGUUGUUGUGUUAAAAUCUAACAUGCACAUCUUUCCAUCAGACCAUUAUAGAAAUAAUAAACAUUGGUUAUACAAUGCCUUGCAAAUGGCAGUUUCUGACACUUUUGUCCAUGCAUUAUAAUAGUGUCUUCAAAGUAGCAAGAUCAAGCACCUGUAGGCUAUAUCUCUUGACGUGCAGGCACUAAAAUCUGGAACAUGCCUUGGAGACAGAUUGAGCAUAAUUGAAUAAACACACCCUGGUAAUUAAGCAGUGUUGUGACCUUCCUAGUAAUUUAAUGUGCAAGCUUUGAUUUCUCUCCCUUUCAGCUUCUUGUUUUAGGUUAGAGAGGAUGUGAACAAGUUAACUCUUUAUAAUCAAGGCUUCCUUCUAAGGAAACAGCAUGAAUUUUUCAGUACACAUUGGGUUUCACUGUGUAGUAAAGCGUUGUAAAUAAGCUCACCAAAGUUACUUGUCUAAUAUUUUGUUUAAGUGGCACAGAAAGUAGGGUAAAUGUGCUUUCCACAAAUUGGGCUGGCACUUAACAUAUGGAGCUGAGGGACAAGCUUCUUGUUUUCUAUGACAAGCUCAGAAAAUUAACAAACAGGCUGAGAACAGCUAAACAGACCUGUCCGUUCUUUGCCAGCCCACUCAGUCGCUUGCAUGGAAUUUCUUGUCACCUGUGGUUUCCAAGCAACAUGUUGGGAGAAACAGGACCAGUUUAGUACCUAUGGUGACCCAUGCUGAAGCAGCUUCUGUAGAAGUGGUUACCAUCCAGCAUGGAAGUUUGCAUGCUGUUAAUUAGCUAUGACAAAUCACCAGUUGUAGAAUGGCAAGCAGACAAGUGUAGGGCUGUGUGGACUGGGCAGAGUUGUCUCUGAUGGCCUCUUGCAGAGACCAGCAGGAAGCCCCCAGAUGGGUCUUUUCUAGGGAGGGAGAAGGGCUGAGGCAGCCCAUGACCCAUUGGAAACUGAGCUUGCUGCUGUAUGUCAUGUGAUAGCAUUGAGCCUAAUCUGGGCCUGAUCACUUGGUUGCAAAAGCAUAAGUGUAAGAAUAGUGUGUCAGAAAAGCUGUAUCCUUACUACUAGGUGAGAAAACAGGGCUUCUGAUUCUCUCUUUUUGCAGUGAAAGUUGAGUCAAGUAGUAGCUUAGUUGUCGUAUUUAGUGAUGCAUUUCCAUUGAGAAUAACUUAGCACUCACCCCCUGCUGCCAAAAAAAUCACUUUCUUAACCUGGUAUUAGGAAUCAGACCUCCAAUAUUGGAUGUUACAACUUUAAAACAAAACAAAACAAAACAAAACAAAACAAAACACAAUAAUAACUGAGAGUUAAUCCUAUUUCAUAUUUAUAGUUGCAGGAGUACAACUGUAUACAGUUUAUAUAUGUAAAGACCCCAACAGGUGGAGUGAUUUAAACUGAGGCUAUUUUAAAUCACAAAUUAUAUAUGAAGUUAGGUGAGGGGCAGGUGUAGAUGCUGCUGUCCAUGUACAGUUGGAUGCUGCAUUAGAAAGAUAAAUGUAAGCCCAGCCAAAUAGGGCUUGCCAUUACUGCUGAUCAGCUGAUUGGUGGUAACUUCAAACCCCACUGGGAUAAACUUCAGAUUUUUCUUCCUAGUGUGCUUGCCAUAGUACAAAGGGAAAAAUGGCUCAUAGUAAUGACAUGUGGGCAGGCCCUGAGAAUGGGGGAACUCAGGAUCUGGCCCACUUGUUGUUUAGUCGUUUAGUUGUGUCCAACUCCUCGUGACCCCAUGGACCAGAGCACGCCAGGCAUUCCUGUCUUCCACGGCCUCCUGCAGUUUGGUCAAACUCAUGCUGGUAGCUUCGAGAACACUAUCCAACCAUCUUGUCCUCUGUCGUCCCCUUCUCCUUGUGCCCUCCAUCUUUCCCAACAUCAGGGUCUUUUCCAGGGAGUCUUCUCUUCUCAUGAGGUGGCCAAAGUAUUGGAGCCUCAGCUUCAGGAGCACUCAGGGCUGAUUUCCUUAAGAAUGGAUAGGUCUGAUCUUCUUGCAGUCCAUGGGACUCUCAAGAGUCUCUUCCAUCUGGCCCACUAGCUGGAUCCAAUUCUCUACUGCCAUAGCAUGCAAAGUGAUGCACGUUAUCCUCCUGGGGUCAUUUAAUUAUUCCAAAUAUGCAUGGCGGUUAAACAGCCAUUAGUUAACUGUCCAUUGUGGAGGAAGCAAGUGGUGGUGAUCCCUGCAGCACAGGCUUCCCCUGCUUCUUUAGCCUUGGUUCUUGAGUAUGAUUGCUGACUCAAUAAGUCAUCUGUGGCAGUGCCAAAUGUACAGCUGCAUCAAAGCACUAUGACUAUAACAUCAAUUAUAGUUUAUCAUCAACUUAUUUAUGUUUAGGAAAAUAUAUAUAAACCAUCCACUCAUAAAAUAGCCAGGUGGUGUACUACAAUAUAUACACAUAAAAUCAACAUGCAAUAAUCGUAAAACUGACUCAUUUUGGCAAAAUCUAAACAACUCCUUGGGUCUGUCAACAUAAAAGAUAUUCAAGAGCUCCCUGAAAGUUAGCAGCAAGGGUGCUUGCCAAAUCUCUACUGGAUUACAUCUUGGAUAUCCUCUUGAAGAUUGAUCUGUUUGAAAUGGAGAAUACGCUCCUAAAUAGUUUAUAGUUAUUCAAUUCAUGCAGUCUGGAAACUACUUCCAUGUUAUAAUUGCAUGUAUCUACUAAUCUAGAGACUUCCUUGUGCUGCUGAAAUACUUGAUUACCAUCAACUUUCAUUUUUAGUAGCUGAUAUUUUGGAACUAGUUUGAAAGUGGUGCCAGCUGUUUCCAUGCUGCAUAGAUGUAAUGUUUCUUUUGUUUCAGGGGCCCAGAAGACACAUGCUUUGAGUAUGGCGUUUUCCCUGCUAUUCUGAGUUUUCCUCUUGAUUAUCCUUUAAGUCCUCCAAAGAUGAGGUUCACAUGUGAGAUGUUUCAUCCCAACAGUAAGUUCUACCAAUAGGUGCCUUUAUGCUUUCUACAUGGGUAAAGAAUGUCAUCAAGUCCAGCUAUCUAGAAAAAGCUUAAUGGACCCUUAAACCACUUCGGCUAUCUUCAGCAGGAGCUACAUAUUAUCUGGACCUACCCUUUGAUUUUUGUUGUUGUUCAUUAUUACACAAUUAGAGAACUAUGUACUUAGUCACUGGUUAACACCUUUUAACUAUGUUUUACUCGUAAGCCACUUUGAAUUGUGGUACAAAAUAAAGCAUAGUACAAGAUGUGAUCUUCUGUAUACCAUUUACCCUUAAUGUCAGUAAUUUCAUAAUGUAAAAUGCCCUGAAAUAGAAUGGAGGAGAUAGAAGGGCUGAGCUAGCCUGGGAUCAGAUGGAACCUAAGCUGGUCUCACUGCCAUCACAUGAUACGAUCAGCAACCUUGCUUCCCCAUCUGAACUUCUGCCCUAUCCACCUGGUGUCCAUAAAGUCCUGUUGGUAGGGGAGAGGAGAGGUUUGAAUUACAGCCUGAGAUUACAAAUACUUGACAUACAGAUUUACCAAUUGAUUUAGUUCGUCAGUAGCUCCAUUUCUGGUGAUAUUUUGUCUUUGUUUUCCCAACUGAUAACAGUAACUAGUUGACCUCUGCAUAAUUCCCAUUGUCUUAAAAGAAAAAAAUCACAGGGUUGAGACCUCCUUUCUGAAUUCCAUGUCUUUAAUACCAGGAGAGCUGGAUACUUCUCUAGGAGCAUUAUAGGCAGAUUGAUAGGUACCAUGAAGUAGCAAUUGGAGAAGAAGAACAAUGAUGCCCACCAAAAGCAUGGACCAGAUUCAAUUAAAUUGUUGUUCUGGUGGGAAUCUGUGCAAUGAGUCCCACUAGUGCAAUGGGGCUUUUUGCCCCCCUCCACCUCCUAAAUCAGCUCUGCAGAGCAUGAGUUAACAGUGUAAUGUUGGAAAAUGUCGAUCAGUUCUCUUACCUGGGCAGCUAUCUUUCCACAAGGGCUGACAUUGAUGCUGAAAUCCAGCAUCGCCUGAGCUCUGCGAGUGCAGCUUUCUCCAGAUUGAAGCACAGAGUGUUUGAGGACCGGGACGUUAGCAGGGAAACCAAAAUGCUUGUUUACAAAACUAUUGUACUACCAAUCUUACUGUAUGCUUGUGAAACAUGGACCACUUGUAAAGGCCAUUGCCACUCUUCGAAAGAUUCCAUCAAAGGUUCUCUCUGAAACUUUUUACAUAUCACUUGGGGGGACAGGUGAACUAAUGUCAGUGUACUGGAAGAAACAAAGAUCACCAGUGUCAAAGCAGUGAUUCUUUAACAUCAACUUCGUUGGACUUGUCAUGUUGUUCAGAUGCCUGAUUUUUGUCUUCCAAAGCAACUACUCUUAAAAAAUGGAAAGCAUAAUGUCAACAAAAGAAGUUUAAAGACUCUCUCAAGGCAAAUCUUUAAAAAUGUAGUAUAAACACUGACAAUUGAGAGACACUGGCUUGCAAGUGCUCCAAUUGGAAAACAGCCUUUACUAAAAGUGUCAUGGACUUUGAAGACUUUAAACUCAGGACGAAAGGGAGAAACGUGCUAAGAGAAAGGUACAUUUGGCAAACCCUCACCUUGAUCAACUCCUGCCCGGAAACCUAUGUCCUCACUGCAGAAGGACAUGUGGAUCCAGAAUUGGCCUCCACAGUCACUUAUGGACUCACUCUUAAGACCAUGUUCAUGGAAGACAACCUUACUCGGCUGCGAGUGAUCACCAAAGAAGAAGAAAGAAGCAGCAGCAGCAGGGCACGAGAGGGGAGAUGGUUCCAUCUGGCAAGCAGAAAUGCUUGCACUAACAGAACAAUUGUAUUAGCAUGAUGUUGAAUUCAACUCUGUGUGAUUAACUCUCUUUUCAUGUAUUAUUUCCCCUAAGUUUGACUAUUGGGACUUUCAAAGCAUAUCAUCUUUGCCUCUUCUAUUCAUGUUCCUCCUCUACAGAAUAGAGAUCCAUCAAAGUCUUCUCUCCCUUUCCCUCAGCUAUGGAUAGACCAACAACAACCAUUCCCUACCCUAAGGCUGUAAUGAGGGAGUAAACACAGUAACCUAUAUAUAGCACUUAACAAGUUUCAAACUUGCACAGAAAUUAGCUGAAGGGGAGAUUUGAAAAUGUGCCUGGCAGCUUUCUACCACCCGUUUCACUCUGCUGUUAUUUUGGGUGGAGAGUAGCUGGACAAAUGGAAGAACAACUCUGGGGGGCAUGAGAGAGAAAAUAAAAGUGAAGAGCCAAAUCUCUCUCCCAGUCAGUUGGUUAGAAGAGCAAUACCAAUUUAUAUUUAUAGCAUGGUCUUUCUCAAUCUCAUUCAAAGUGAAAAACAGUAAAAUGGCACAAAACACUAGUGCAAGGCAGAAUGUUAAAAGUGCACCAAAGGUUUCUUGACUUUAAAAAUCUAGCAUCUUUUAGGCUGUAGACCUUCUUGUUAGGGGAGUAUUUUGGGGAGGGGGAACUUGUCCUUCUAUUUUAAGACACCUUAAAAUAAGAACUAAUGUCAGUGUAAUCCUAUGCACACCUAAGUAAAUUCUAUUGUGUUAUAUGAUAUUUAUUCCCAGGUAAAAGGAUUAGGAUAGUAGCCUAAAAUGCAUAAACGAUGGACAGUGUUUGGACAGAAAGCAUGUGGGGAAACAUAUUACACUGGAGAAUUUGGAAUCCCUCAGAAAUUGAUCUAUUGACCCCUCCUUUUUAUCUAGAAAGAUGUGUGUUUUAAGAACAUUAGCUCUGUAGUUGCAAAAAGUAUACUGUUGCCUCCUAGAUUCUUCCACUUUCUUUUUGUUUUUCUUAAAUGACUGUUGUGUAGAGGAGGCUAAAGAACAAAAUACUUUUCUUCUCCACAGUUUAUCCAGAUGGGAGAGUUUGUAUUUCUAUUCUUCAUGCUCCUGGGGAUGAUCCCAUGGGCUAUGAGAGCAGCGCAGAACGAUGGAGCCCAGUACAGAGCGUGGAGAAGAUCCUCUUGUCAGUGGUCAGCAUGCUGGCAGGUAUGAAACAGCAGUUCAUCUCCAAACACUAAGCUAGGAAAGCUGUUCAAGCAGCAACCAAUUAACAGGCUGCUAAAAUAACAAGAGUUUCAGCAGCCACCUUAGAAGCUGUUUAGCUAUGGUUCUCUUUUAUGUAGUCUACUGUUCCCUUAGAUUUGGCAUUGGCUUUUCUUUAAGAUAAAUUGUGUCUACGAAGAGAAGAAGUGACCAAUUUAAUCAAUGUCUUGCUUCCAGGUAAAGCAGUCCACCUUCCCAAAUGUAAGCCUUUAUGUUGCUACUUUUGAAGACUGGAGAAUAAGGCUGUCACUGGCUACUAGCCACAAUGACUAUGUUAUACCAACACUGUUAAAGACAAUAUGCCUCUGAAUGCCAGUAUCUGGGAUUCGCAGCUGUUGUGCUCAGGAUCUUCAUGCAAGAACAGAGUGCUGGACUAGAUGGGCCUUCGGCCUGAUCCAGCAAGGGCUCCUUAGGAUGAGUUGAAAAUCCUAUGUUCAGAUAGUUCAUUGUUUACCUAAAUAGAAGAAAGUUGUUACUCUCCCUCUAUGGCAAAGUGCAAAGCAAGCUGAUGAACUGCAGUAUGUUCAGACGACAAGGGUGAAGAAUACUACUCAUUCUGGCAUUGAAAUAGUCAUUAUUUGAGGUCUUAUUUCUGUAAGCCCCUGUGAACAUGAAUGGUAUGUGCUUAUGCACAUAAACUUUGGCUUAAAUAAAUCUCAAGGAAUUGUGAGAUUUGCUUUAAUUAAGAAACCACCAUUCUACUAAUUUGCUGUCAAAACAGCUACAAAUUUAACAACAACAACCAAAUACCAAUUCAAAAUCAAACUUAUAGGUCCAAUUUAAAUGAAGAUGGAAUAGCUCAGACCGUCAAAUGUGGGUUGCCAAACUAAAUUGUUCAGUUAGCCAGCUUCACUACCUAACCUACAAUCCUGGAGUUGUUUUCAGUCCCUAUAUGUACUGGCAGUUUUCUGUGGCUGUUGAUGCCUCAAAUUCUGCGACUCCCUUUCUUUAACACUGUGCACGUGCGGUUGUGGUAUAGUGUAAAUACUUAGUAGCCCCAUUAAAAUAUUGGUUGGGUCCGUAAUCCAUGUAUAGAGUCCAGUACAUUGUGUAUCUUGCAGUUCUGCAAGGUGGUCUAGGGUGCCAGCAAUCCUUGGAAGCAGUAGGGGAUGAAACUGAAGAGGCAGAGGACCAGUCAGAGUCUUAGGGUGCAUUCAUAUGUAAUGCUAAACCCAAUUUUUCUUUUAUUUCCCUUUUUCAGAACCGAAUGAUGAGAGUGGAGCCAACGUGGAUGCUUCUAAAAUGUGGCGGGAAGACAGAGAGCAGUUUAACAAAAUAGCCAAGCAAAUAGUCCAGAAAUCACUUGGGCUUUAA
Messenger RNA from Podarcis lilfordi (Lilford's wall lizard), 16982 nucleotides. The record is from the annotation of a GenBank genome assembly. NCBI's taxonomy places the organism in Eukaryota, Metazoa, Chordata, Lepidosauria, Squamata, Lacertidae.